Molecule: messenger RNA, 1960 nt
Organism: Prunus persica (peach)
Lineage: Eukaryota; Viridiplantae; Streptophyta; Magnoliopsida; Rosales; Rosaceae
Product: shaggy-related protein kinase zeta
Exons: 12
Coding region: 102-1310 (402 amino acids)
Biological process (GO): signal transduction; protein phosphorylation
Cellular component (GO): cytoplasm
Molecular function (GO): ATP binding; protein serine/threonine kinase activity
Source: RefSeq, a predicted model, not a curated record
GGAGAAAAAUACAACUAGACCAAGAGCUAAAUGGUGUGAGAGAGUAGAGAGCGAAAAAGAGAGAAGGUGGGUGUGUGAGAGAGUCGCAAUCUCACUAUCACAUGGGGUCUUUGGCUUUGGGGCCAAAGCAUCAACAAGCAGAGGCACAGCCACAGCGACAGCAAGACCACAAUGAGCCACUGAACCACGUGACUCGCCGAGCCCCCGAUAUGGACUCCGACAAGGAAAUGUCAGCUCCUGUUAUUGAGGGAAAUGAUGCAGUCACCGGUCACAUCAUUUCAACAACCAUUGGUGGCAAAAAUGGUGAACCCAAACGGACGAUCAGUUACAUGGCAGAGCGUGUUGUAGGUACUGGAUCAUUUGGAAUCGUUUUUCAGGCUAAAUGCAUUGAAACUGGAGAAACGGUGGCCAUAAAGAAGGUCUUGCAGGACAGGAGGUAUAAAAAUCGUGAGUUGCAGUUGAUGCGCUUGAUGGAUCACCCAAAUGUUGUUUCCCUGAAGCAUUGUUUCUUCUCUACAACAAGUAAAGAUGAGCUUUUCUUGAAUCUUGUUAUGGAAUAUGUACCCGAGACUAUGUACAGGGUUCUGAAGCACUACAGUAGUAUGAACCAAAGGAUGCCACUAAUCUAUGUGAAACUUUAUACAUAUCAAAUUUUUAGGGGCCUGGCUUAUAUUCAUGCUGUACCUGGUGUUUGCCAUAGAGAUGUGAAGCCUCAAAAUCUUUUGGUUGAUCCCCUCACCCAUCAGGUUAAGCUUUGCGACUUCGGAAGUGCAAAAGUUCUGGUCAAGGGGGAAGCAAAUAUAUCGUACAUAUGUUCUCGUUACUAUCGGGCUCCUGAACUCAUCUUUGGUGCAACAGAAUAUACAACAUCCAUUGAUAUCUGGUCAGCUGGUUGUGUCCUUGCUGAGCUCCUUCUAGGCCAGCCAUUGUUUCCAGGAGAGAAUGCAGUGGACCAACUUGUAGAGAUUAUCAAGGUUCUUGGUACUCCAACCAGAGAAGAAAUUCGAUGCAUGAAUCCGAACUACACAGAUUUUAGGUUCCCUCAGAUUAAAGCUCAUCCUUGGCAUAAGGUUUUCCACAAGCGAAUGCCGCCUGAAGCAAUUGACCUUGCCUCACGACUUCUUCAAUAUUCGCCGAGUCUACGUUGCACUGCGCUAGAAGCAUGCACACAUUCUUUCAUUGAUCAACUUCGUGAGCCCAAUGUUCUCCUUCCAAAUAGGCGCCUGUUGUCACCAGUUUUCUACUUCAAACAAGAAGAGCAUAUGCGGCAGCAGACUGGUCUUGGAUUCCCACACCCAGUUCGUACUUGAAUGUAAAGUCAUGAAACAAGGAAUUAUUUCUUGUACUAGUGGAUGGAUGUGAAGCACACGAGGGCCUCUUUGUGGUCUUAUAUAACACACUCAGCAUUUUAGCCUAAUCUGCUGCUCUCUGGCUUAACCUGGAAAUGGUUGAUCCUGUCUACUAUACCAGUUUAGCGGAAAAUUACCGUCUUCCUGCAUCUGUGCAUCGUUUUGAUUGCAAGGAUUAAGGGAAACCAAGUGCAUAAUGCAUUCAAAUCUAGUGUUCGUUGUGGUCCUGCCUCGAAGUAUGUUUGACAGCGCAGAGCUAGAGCUUGAGCUUGAGCAUCAUGCAAUACAAUAUUCUUGCCUAGUGUUUGGAGGUGGUAUCUGUGCAAUUGGUAGUAACACAGCUGCUUGGUGGAAAUUAAUUAACUUGUAUUGGAGAAAUGAUUAGCCACCAUUCAUAUAUUAAUUUGUCAAUUUGCUGACAAAAGCACGCAAAUAGCUUAUAAAUCUUUAUUCCUUAUGAUAUUUUGAUGCAACAAAAUGCUUCAGACCUAAUUUAUUGGUGAAGGCAAAAUCCAGGAAUCAGACUACAAAUGAUAUCGAUAAAAUGUCGCUCUUUAUUUUGUGCUUCUUGAAUUAGAGGACUUAAUAUGUAACCCAGAUAAAAACUCCCC